Molecule: messenger RNA, 318 nt
Organism: Oppiella nova
Lineage: Eukaryota; Metazoa; Arthropoda; Arachnida; Sarcoptiformes; Oppiidae
Source: the annotation of a GenBank genome assembly
AUGGCUUCAAAACGGACCAAACUGUCCGAAGACGAGAGGAAGACUAAACUCAAUCCACUCAUUGAUAACAAGUGGUCGUUGGAUGACUCGGGAAGGGAUGCCAUCAAAAAGCAUUUCCUAUUCAAAGACUUUAACGAAGCGUUUGGUUUCAUGACGAGAGUAGCCCUGAAGGCCGACCGCAUGGAUCAUCACCCGGAGUGGUUCAAUGUCUACAAUAAGGUGGACAUCACACUGUCAUCGCAUGAUGUGAAUGGGAUCAGCGAACGCGACAUCUCUUUGGCCACAUUUAUCGAUCAGUGCUUUCAGUCCUAUAAGUAA